Aegilops tauschii subsp. strangulata is the source of this 603-nucleotide messenger RNA. NCBI's taxonomy places the organism in Eukaryota, Viridiplantae, Streptophyta, Magnoliopsida, Poales, Poaceae. The record is from RefSeq and is a predicted model, not a curated record.
AUGAACCCUAGCAAACCUCUCCUCGCACCGCACCGGACAUGUCCGCCCGCCGCCGGACGCCGUCUGCCGCCGCCCCGACCAAUCCCAGCACGACACGUCGCCGCCGCCGGCCUUCUCUCUCUUCCCCGCCGCCGGGCCCGCUCGGCCCAUCCGAGGCCCGCCCCGGGCCCCGACCGGGCCCGAGCCCCCGCGCCCGCACCGCCCUUCGCCGGCGCCGGCCGCUGCCCGGCCGCGCCCCGCUCCGCCGCCCUUCGGCUCCCGCUCGCCGCCGGCGUGCCCGCGCUCCUGCGCCGGCCAUCGCCCUCGCCGCCGCCUCCCGCUCGCCUCCUCCACCGCCGGUUGCCGCCCCGGCCGCCCCUCCCGCCGCCGCACCGCCAGCCGCGGGCGUCGCCCCGCGCCAAGGCCGGCGUCCGCCUCGCCCUCCUCCGCCUCCCCGUGCCGCGGUCCGACGGGAUCCGGCGGGAUCCGGCCCAGAUCCGUCUUCUCCGGCGAGCUCCGCCUCCUUCCCCGCCAUUUCCGGCGAGCCCCGCGCCGGCGAACCUCGUUUCCCUUGAUCCAUUCCUGCAAUUGGUUGCAAUUAUGGUGUGCCAUAGCAUGUAUUAA